GACUCGUAGGCUACACGUGAUGGUCUCUGCGCGUCACCGAAGCACUGUCGCUCGCCUGGAGACUCGAGCAGGGUUGACUGACACUUUGUGCAGCAGGCUACUGUAAACAAAGAAUAAAAACCUUGCAAACUAGCACGGAAAAAAAAUAAUAAAGCAGGGCAGCAUCGGGUUAACUGGUAGAAGUUUCUCUCAUUCAUUCGCCGAGUUGUCUGUUAGGGUGUUUUUCAAUCCUCUUUUUUCCAGAUUUGAGCGUGCCAAGAAGAGGGAAAGCAAAAACAUGGCUGGUAAAAUGGCUGUUUCAAUGGCAGGUUUUGGUCAUUACACCCACGCCAUCGUCCGGGGAAUCCCUGCGUCCCUGGCCAAAGAAGCGCUCCGGAGCAGCCAGUCCGAGGUGGACCUGGCCGGUGCGCGGAAGGAGCAUGAGGCGUACGUCCAGGUCCUUGGGACGAGGCUCGGGCUGGAGGUGGUUGAGCUCCCCGCGGACGAGUCGCUCCCGGACUGCGUGUUCGUGGAGGACGCGGUAGUGGUGUGCGGUGACACGGCGCUCAUCACCAGACCCGGGGCUGAAAGCAGGAGGAAAGAGACGGAGGUAAUGAAAGCAGCUCUGAAGAACUUGAAUCUGAACAUCGUGGAAAUGACUGAUGAGAACGCCACACUGGAUGGAGGAGAUGUGCUUUUCACAGGUCAAGAGUUCUUUGUGGGCCUUUCCAAGCGGACGAAUCAAAAAGGAGCAGAGAUUCUAGCAGAUGUCUUUAAGGACUAUGCUGUGUCUACAGUACCUGUGCUGCAAGGGCUGCAUCUGAAAAGCUUCUGCAGUAUGGGAGGACCAGGCCUUAUUCUCAUUGGCUCCAGUGAACACGCACAGAAAACCCUCAAGAUCAUGCAGCAGAUGAGUGACCAUCGCUACGACAAACUGACGCUGCCUGAUGACGCCGCCGCCAACUGCCUCUAUAUGAACCUACCCAAUAAGGGACAUGUGCUUGUUCACCCCACUGCAGAGGAGUAUCCAGAGAGUGCCACGGUGUUCGACAAAUUGAAGGACCACAUGCUGAUCCCGGUGUCCAACAUUGAGAAAACCAAGGUGGACGGAGCCCUCACAUGCUGUUCGGUGCUCAUCACCAAGAGGGCCAACAUCUGAGCGCACUCAGCAGAGGGUCUCUGAGUGCAUGGUACCCACGCCGAGCCUGAGCCUUAGCAUCACUAAGGAUCCUGAAGUUUAGCUAAACUAUUUUGGUACUCAGAGGAAGGUUGGCAAGUUGAUUGUUGCUGAGGCAUAAAGAGAAUAUAAAUUGGAGGGAGUCAUCUUAAUAAAUAAAUAAGCUUUAAAAAAAAAUAAAAAAUGUAAAUAGAUAAUUUCUCCUGAAACACAUUUGGUUAAUGUUGUGUCGUGAAGAAUGAGGAUGUUACAUUAGAAUCAAGCCACAACAACAAACAUGGAGGUUUGCAAUAUAUUCUCACCAUGUUAAGCGAUAUAUUUUUUGACAGUAUUUACUCAAAAAGUCUACAAAUUAUAAAAAAUGUGGUUCCGGAUGACCCAGUAGUGUGGUCACGCACGGCACAUACAACAUUGGCAUUAUUGCACUGUUGUCCUAAACUGUAAGCAUCUAAUCUGUCGCUCCAUUAUCACUAUAUGAUAAAAGGAUAAAUGGACAAUGAUAAUAAUAUCAUUUUUAUGGGAUUCUAAAUUAUCUGAUCCCCGAUCCGAGGGGUAGACCCUCUGUGUUUGCCAUAUUAAGCCCCUCUAAAACCUGCAGAUCAAUCCUUGUUUACACUGUUUUAUGUUCAACACCUAAAUAGAACUACAGUUCACAGAACAGAGAACUGGACCAAUAGCACCAGAUGGAUCAGAAUGAUAACAUGUUUUUGUAGCCAUUGAACACUUUUAGUUCACUUUCAAUGCAGGCCUUUGACUAACAACUAACAGCAAAACUUCCUGGGGGAACAUACUUCAAUGGAGGUUUGCACCUUUGCCAUCUUUUUACCGACAUUCUACCAGAUAGAGAGUAGUAACGUGUUCAUUUAUUCUUUAAGGACCAUCUGUACCAUUUUCAGAGCAUUUUGGCAUCCCUCCUAAUGAGCCCUUUUUAAGAUUCAUGUGGGGAGAAGCUGCCUGUGUUUGAAAUGAAUGUCUUGAUUAUAAAACCUGUAUUAAGCUUUCAUUUAUUCCAACAUCACACCCCUGCUCCUCUAAAUGUACAUGUAACAUCUGUAUGAAACCAAUAAUGUCUCUCCUGCUGAAUGAUGGUGAAGGCACUGUAGUUUUCUCACUCCAAUAGUGCUGCCUCUUAUUGAUUACAUCGAUUUUGUUCACUGUCUGGCGUUUUUUAGUUGAAAAACUGAUGGGACCAUGCUGUGAAACUAAUUUCUUUAACACUAAAUCCAAUAGCAGCAAAUGUGACUGCAGUGUGAGAGUUUGCACUCUGCAUGCAGAACAAGCUUAGGAACAGCUCGGUGUGUUCCCAUGUGUCUCCACAGCAAACAGGAGACUAAAGGAUGUUAAUGAGCUCUGUUUUGGUGGCCUUAUCACUGUUGUUUUUGACUUCCCAUUUGAGGCCUGUAGAUUUGAAAACUUGUACACUGUACUAUAUACUGUACAUAUUUAAGCCCAUCACAUGUGAGACCAUGUUUUUUCUCAAUGUGAUUGUAAGUGAAAGUUGAGGAAAUUACAUCAGGAGGUGAUUCAACCUCCCUCUGUAGACGUUGGCGUUUGGGCAAGUGGGCAGUGAUGAAACAUGGAAAGAAUUCCUGUUGGGAGGAGAGGCUUGUUCUCCAGUAAACACUGACUCUCUUAAACUUUUCUCUGUCUUUCUGCCCCACUCUCAACACUAGCUCUCUCCGGUCCUCUGCUAUUGCCUCAUAGAAGAUCCGGGCUAAUUUAUGGCCAUGAUAUCAUACAGUUUGGCGAACGCUGUAGAUGUGAUGGCCCGCUGUUAAGUGUGACACUAGUAGAAUAUUUUACAGAAGGCAGCUGGAUGGAUGCGAGGGGAUAGAAUAGUUGCAGAGCAUCCAGUUUUGAUUCUCACACAGUUACUCCAGAAGGCCUGACCAGUCAUUAAAAGCCUAACCAGGGACAAGAUCUGCACAUGGAGUCCUGGCCACUUACCUGUACACCUGUUCAACUGCACGUUAACGCAAAUAUCUAAUCAGCCAAUAACAUGGCAGCAACUCCAUGCAUUUAGGCAUGUAGACAUGUUCAAGACGACCUGGUGAAUUUCAAACAGAGCAUCACAAUUGGGAAGAAAGGUGAUUUAAGUGAGUGGCUGGCUACAGCAGCAAAAGACCACACCGGGUGCCCUGCACCUUGUUGAGUCUAUCCCACGAAGCAUUAAGGCAGUUCUGAAUGCAAAAGGGGGUCCAACCCGGUACUAGCAAGGUGUACCGAAUAAAGUGGCCACUGAGUGAGCACUUAAAGCGAUUAUGGCUAAAUGGGUUGUCCCUGUCAAAUUAACAAAUAAAUCAUAAGGCUUUCUGAUUAGUACAUGUCCUCCCAUUGGAUUUUGUCUGAAAGUUCCCCUCUCUCAUUGCUCCAAUCACCCAUUGCUCUGUGGCAGAAUAAGAUUUUCCUAUCGGCGCUGAUUCAGAACAUUUAAUACAUGUUUGGCUCUUGGCUGGGAGUUUUGUGAGUAACUGUGUCUGUGCUGAAAAUGUGUGCUGACUUUGUUGAAUGUUUAUUUAUCCUCUUACUAAUCCCCUCAUUCACCUCAGUAGUCGUGUUGUUGUGAUUGCUCUUAUUCCAUCUGAGGGCUCUUGGAUUUCGUACAAGUUCUGAGUAAAGUUGUUUGAAUCAUCUUAAAAUAAGCUUGUUGUCUUUGUCGAAUAAAUCAUCUAGCAUUCA
This is a messenger RNA of Eleginops maclovinus (Patagonian blennie), 3835 nucleotides long. It is a transcript of the gene ddah1, whose product is annotated as dimethylarginine dimethylaminohydrolase 1. NCBI's taxonomy places the organism in Eukaryota, Metazoa, Chordata, Actinopteri, Perciformes, Eleginopidae. Gene Ontology annotation, molecular function: amino acid binding; dimethylargininase activity. Gene Ontology annotation, biological process: positive regulation of nitric oxide biosynthetic process; arginine metabolic process. The coding region runs from base 278 to 1138 and encodes 286 amino acids. The record is from RefSeq and is a predicted model, not a curated record. The transcript has 6 exons.